CAAGGACAAAGGAGUUCCCCUCACCAACACACCCUCUCAGACCAACUCUUUGUGCCUCCUCUUUUACUGUGUCCAAACCGCAAUCACUCAAUCUACUACCAACUAAAAUUACCAUCAUGGAGCCAGAGACAGUAGCCACCUCCUUUGAGAAAGAUGCUUGCAAGACAAAGGACAAUGCCCCCAAGGGCAAGACUCGAAGUAGUUCUCUUCUAACAAUCAGCUCGGGCUUCACCUUCCUCGCUGCCCUUCCUGGAGGAUCAAACUCUUCGUCGUCUUUCAGAUCAUCAUCUUUUCGAUAAAUACCCAACACCAACUUUUGUUUCGUUCGAUCUGCCUUUCAUUUACACACUCUUUUGUUUAAUUGUUUAUCAUCGCUUACACUCUGCUGGAUCAGCUGUUUCUUCCUCCAUUCCUUCUCAACGUUUUAACUCAACACGUUUCUGUUCUUUGUUGUACUGCAAACAGAAUGCGGGAGCUCAGGUCAUAUAGUCCCGUACGCCGCAGUCUUGACUUUGCGUCAUUUUGCUCAGACUUGGAAUUACCAAGCAAUUUUUACGAAUAUCACUUCAGACGUCUUGGUGCUGAGAUCUGUACCAUUGUGUUAUCAGCAUUCUCCCCCAAACAGGAACACCAGGCUCCUCGGACGUCUCCGUGGUUAAGAGACUAUCCGGAAGAAUUCAUCAGACAUGUUGAGCUUGUAGCUCAUAUGGACGCACGUGCAGGAAAAUGGGAGAGACUUCUUCGUGAUAGUGGAGAGAGGACGAACCUCCUUCAAGCUAUCAUUUUCAAGGCUCUCGACAAUCGAGUGUUUUCACGGCUGCUAUUCGGAGCCGGAUCCAAGCAUGAUGAGACGUUGCAUAAUUCCGAUGUUGCGCUCAUCAAUGCAGAAGGUUUCCAACGUAGCGAACUCCGAGCCCAUACCAAUAGAGCUUGGCUUAAAAUGAGCAGAGGGGAGCCCGACUUGUUUUGGAGAGAGGUCGACAAGCUAACCACGGAGGUUUACCUUCUGCUGCUCCAUGUCUACGAGUUCACGGCCAGUUUUGACGGUUAUGAACCCAUUUCCAGAACAGAGUUAUAUCAGCUACUGCAUGACGUGAUUUCAUACGCAGGUUGGCUCAGUGUAGGACUUCGCAUGUCAUCAGCCAUCGUCUCGAUCAACUGGCUCAUACCUGGUGAGCUGCACGCACUGGACCAAGUGAGUACCUGUCAACCGGCGUACGAAGCUUCAAAGGAAGCAGCUCAGCGGCAAGGCAUGCGGUUACAAGAGCAGAGACCUGAAAGAAAGCAAAUAAGCUCCAUGGCUAGAGUCAAGAUAUCGGUCAUUCCAGAGAUCAUUCGAUACCGGCCAUAUCCAAAGGAAGCGAAUGUCGAGGGCAUUGACUCUUACAGAAUGAUGGAGCCACAUGCGGUGCAUUACCAUGGAUUACAAGAAGAGCAUGAUGAGAACAGGGCUUUCAUUAGCUUGCCAGACUACAUCAAGAAGCUGCGGGAUAGAAAUUGCGCACCACGCAACGCUGCCCUGGUCAUAAUGGUCACUAUAUUGAUAUGCUUGUGGGUUCUUUAUACCACCUCGGGGCAACAAACCUGGCAGGAAGCCAAAGGAUGGGUGAAUCCGGAGCCUGGGCCUGAGCCUGAGAAAUCAUGGUGGAGCCUAACAUGGUAGUGUAUCUACCUGAUAUUUGUGGUCGUGGUUAGUUGGGAGUCGUCAUGUUUAUUGCCGCAAUUGGAUCUUGGAGUUUAUAAAGGUUACAUCGGAACAUUACAAUGCGAGGCUAUUUAAUUUUCUAUUGGCAAUUUUGAGAGGAACGCAAUUCAUCACAACC
Fusarium oxysporum Fo47 is the source of this 1823-nucleotide messenger RNA. RefSeq lists its product as uncharacterized. The record is from RefSeq and is a predicted model, not a curated record. Bases 467 to 1663 code for a protein of 398 amino acids. Lineage: Eukaryota; Fungi; Ascomycota; Sordariomycetes; Hypocreales; Nectriaceae. The transcript has 2 exons.